AUGUCUGUCAUACAAGCCAACAGAGGGAUGUCAUCCUUUCAACCGUUCCAGUGCCUUGUUUGUCAAAGUCGCUUUACCCGACACGAGAACCUCAAGCGACAUGCCGCGCUUCAUAAUCGCUCUCAGACAGAAGCCUCGCUUCCUUGUGACCUUUGCCACGCUACUUUCUCUCGCCUCGAUCUACGCCGUCGUCAUAUGAAGAGAAAACAUCCAGAGCACGAGCAGAGAAGGACCAUACAAAGAUCAUAUCGCGAGAGAAGUGGUGGAUGGAGAUCUCAAGACAACGUAGAUUCUGCAUCGCCCAUAGAAGGCGAGCUAGAGAUGGAUAGAGAGGUUUGGCAGGCUGCAUUACGGUAUGUGCAGCAGCAGACCAGCCAUGACAAUGCCGACAGCACCGAUCUUGCAGUUAACGCUCCUGUAAGCGUCGGAGAUAGCACUUACUCGAACACAGACCCACUACCGCAGCAGCCGUCCGUGAACGAGUUGGGUGAUCUUGACCAGAUUGUGCAAAAUGCAACGGACCUGGAGCAAAGCCUGUUGGUGGGAAUGUCCCCUCUUAACCAUGCCCAGCACCUUGUUACCCAACUUCAACAGACUAUUCCACAGUCUGCCCCGUUUAAUACAAAUCUGGCGGGAUUCAACUUCAACCAAGGUCUCCCGGAUAGUUUGUUGUUUAUGGACUCACCGCGACUCCAGGACGAUUGGUUCCCGUCCCCCCUGCAGCUCACACGAGGCUGCGAGCUCUUCUUUGCUCAUGUUUCGCCAUUUGUCCCUUUCCUUCACCAACCAACGUUCAAUGCCGCUCAAAUCCCUCCUCUCUUGGCUCUGGGCAUGCUCUGUCUUGGUUAUCAAUAUGGCGAUGAUCCGGAAUGCGGUGACCAGGCAAGCUCGGGCGUCGGACUGUCUACACGCUGCUUCCAUAGAGCCCGUUCUUUGAUUUCAUUUUCACCCGAUGAGGGAACAGCGGAUGGUCUGACAAACAAUGUCUUGGUAGUUCAAUCGCACUUGCUACUCCAAAUAUGCGCCAUGAUGUACCUCUGCGGUAACGAUUCAGCAUACGGCCUCAAGAUACAUUCGAACAUGAUAUCCCUUGUCCGGACCGGAGGGCUAAUGGCACCAGCAACAACCGCAUCCACCAUGACUGAAGACCUGGAGUCCUUAUGGCGAGAAUUUAUCAAAGCCGAAUCACAUAAGCGAACAGCCUUCGCCGUCCACCAGAUCGAUGCGCUGUGGUACCAAUUCUUAUCUAUUCCUCGCUCGAUCUCCCAUUUAGAAAUCAAACACGAACUGCCCAGUCCAGAAGACUACUGGACAUCAUCUUCCUCAGUCGAAUGGGCAUAUAGGCAACUGGUUUCUCGACAUUCAGGCCCCUCGGUACAAUACACCGAUGCCGUUCGACGCUUUCUCUCACCCGAUGCGGAUCUCACCUCCAUUCCACCAUUUGAUCCGUACGGAGCUAUCAAUAUUACACAAUUCCUCGUCUCCAGUGCCCGUGAAAUAUCUGGCUGGUCUGCCAUGACGGGCAUGCUCAGCAUGGAUAGGUUCAGUGCACUUAGGUCAUCACUCGUCGCACUCAGCCGCUUCAUCCGCCCAGAACAACAGCAACCGGUGCCAGUGACAAAAGCAGCAACACACGCCGCAGCUGUGUCCCGCGCGGCAGAAGCAACAUGGGAGACCGCUAUGAUAGAGCUACACAUGUGGUCCCCAUCGCACACCGGCGGCAUCGUGGAAGCAAGCAUAGAUGCCGUUUUAAGUCAGUUAACAACCUAUCUGGGCCCAUCAUGCGGAAUCCUCGAGUCAAACACUGCCAAAGCUAUCCAGCCUCACGUCAACUGGUUUCUGCGCUAUCUCGACAUGACACUCACACCAAACUCGGAAGCGCCGUGGAUUGCAUUCUACGCGUACAAGGCGUUCUUGAUUGCGUGGCAGCUUAUGCACGGGAGGGUGGCUGGUGCGAUGCAUGUCGUUGGUGUGCAGGAUGGAGAUGUGGAGGGGGCGUUGGGGUGGGCGAGAAAGGUGUUUGAGCGUAGAAGGAGGUGGCAGCUUGGAAGGCUUAUUCUUGCAGGUUUGGAUGAGUUAGGGAAAUAA
Messenger RNA from Aspergillus ruber CBS 135680, 2088 nucleotides. RefSeq lists its product as uncharacterized. NCBI's taxonomy places the organism in Eukaryota, Fungi, Ascomycota, Eurotiomycetes, Eurotiales, Aspergillaceae. The transcript has a single exon. Gene Ontology annotation, biological process: DNA-templated transcription; regulation of transcription by RNA polymerase II. The record is from RefSeq and is a predicted model, not a curated record. The coding region runs from base 1 to 2088 and encodes 695 amino acids. Gene Ontology annotation, molecular function: zinc ion binding; DNA-binding transcription factor activity, RNA polymerase II-specific; RNA polymerase II cis-regulatory region sequence-specific DNA binding. Gene Ontology annotation, cellular component: chromatin.